Molecule: messenger RNA, 4096 nt
Organism: Dromiciops gliroides (monito del monte)
Lineage: Eukaryota; Metazoa; Chordata; Mammalia; Microbiotheria; Microbiotheriidae
Gene: SYK
Product: spleen associated tyrosine kinase
Exons: 15
Coding region: 344-2263 (639 amino acids)
Biological process (GO): cell surface receptor protein tyrosine kinase signaling pathway; intracellular signal transduction; B cell receptor signaling pathway
Cellular component (GO): cytoplasm; extrinsic component of cytoplasmic side of plasma membrane
Molecular function (GO): ATP binding; signaling receptor binding; non-membrane spanning protein tyrosine kinase activity
Source: RefSeq, a predicted model, not a curated record
CUCAGUACACUGGGCGAGAGAGCCUGCCACUGCCCGGAAACCGAGCGUGGAGCAGCUACAGUGCCAUAAGCCCCUGGAGAAUUCGAACUUUGAAACUGAAAGGCAGUACCUUCGAGAACCAAUUCUCUUUACUUCCACUCUCCCCCGGCCACCCUAGAGAGCAUCUAGUUGGUGGCUGGAAACUCCAUUCCUCUCCGUUGGGCUUGCUCUCCUCCCAUUCUUUCUCUACCUAUAGUCAGGCAUUUAGAGAUAUAAAUUUUCCCUACCAAGAAACCAAGAACUGCUUUGGAUUCAUCCCAUAAGUUUUGGUACAGGAGUGUUGCUUUUGGCCUAAUAAGUGGCCAUGGCAACCAGCAUGGUCGAUAGUGCCAACCACUUACCCUUUUUCUUUGGCAACAUCACCCGUGAAGAAGCAGAAGAUUAUCUUGUUCAGGGGGGAAUGAGUGAUGGACUCUAUCUGCUUCGCCAGAGUCGUAACUAUCUGGGUGGCUUUGCAUUAUCUGUGGCAUUUGGAAGGAAGGCUCAUCAUUACACUAUUGAGAGGGAGCUGAAUGGGACAUAUGCCAUUGCUGGAGGGAGGACCCACACCAGCCCUGCUGAACUGUGCAUUUAUCAUUCUCAAGAGUCUGAUGGCCUGGUCUGCCUUCUGAAGAAACCUUUUAAUCGGCCACCUGGAGUAGAACCAAAGACUGGUCCAUUUGAAGAUUUGAAGGAAAACCUCAUCAGAGAAUAUGUAAAACAGACAUGGAACUUGCAGGGUCAAGCUCUUGAACAAGCUAUUAUUAGUCAAAAACCACAAUUGGAGAAGUUGAUUGCUACUACUGCUCAUGAGAAGAUGCCAUGGUUCCAUGGGAAGAUCUCUCGACUUGAGUCUGAACAGAUUGUUUUAAUUGGGUCAAAAACAAAUGGAAAAUUUUUAAUACGGGCAAGAGACAACAAUGGAUCAUAUGCCCUCUGUUUACUCCAUGAAGGAAAAGUUCUACAUUAUCGCAUUGAUAAAGAUAAAACAGGAAAACUCUCUAUCCCUGAUGGAAAAAAGUUUGACACCCUUUGGCAGCUGGUUGAGCAUUAUUCCUAUAAACCAGAUGGACUCUUAAGGGUUCUUACUGUUCCAUGUCGGAAAAUUGGCUCAGAAAAUGGUAACAUAGAUUUUGGGAUGUCGCGACCACCUCUUCCAACCUCUCAUCCUAAGAGUUCGUCAGUGGGUGGAUUUAUCUCAAGAAUCAAAUCAUACUCCUUUCCAAAGGCUGGCAACAAAAAGUCACAUCCUUCCAAUGUUAACCGGGCUGACAGUUCAGUGGAACUUAAUCCUUAUGUGCUACAGAGAACAAAUUGUACCGCUUUGGGAGCUGAACUAGAUGUGCAGAGGGAAGCCUUACCAAUGGACACUGCAGUCUAUGAAAGUCCCUAUGCGGAUCCAGAAGAAAUCAGACCCAAAGAGGUGCGUCUGGACAGAACAUUGCUAACUUUGGAAGAAGGCGAGCUUGGCUCUGGUAACUUUGGAACUGUUAAAAGGGGCCGCUAUAGAAUGAAAAAAGGUGAAAAGUUAGUGGCUGUAAAGAUACUCAAAAAUGAGACCAAUGACCCUGCAGUUAAAGAUGAGUUACUAAGAGAAGCAAAUGUCAUGCAACAGCUAGACAAUCCUUAUAUUGUCCGAAUGAUUGGGAUAUGUGAAGCUGAAUCCUGGAUGUUAGUCAUGGAGAUGGCUGAACUUGGUCCACUCAAUAAAUAUCUGCAGAAAAACAGGCAUGUCAAGGAUAAGAAUAUCAUAGAACUAGUUCAUCAAGUUUCCAUGGGGAUGAAAUAUUUGGAGGAGAACAAUUUUGUGCACAGGGAUUUGGCUGCAAGAAAUGUGUUACUAGUUACCCAACAUUAUGCCAAAAUCAGUGAUUUUGGACUUUCAAAAGCACUUAACGCUGAUGAAAACUAUUACAAGGCACAAACUCAUGGAAAGUGGCCGGUCAAGUGGUAUGCUCCAGAAUGCAUCAAUUACUAUAAAUUCUCUAGCAAGAGUGAUGUUUGGAGCUUUGGAGUGCUAAUGUGGGAAGCAUUUUCCUAUGGGCAGAAGCCUUAUCGAGGAAUGAAAGGAAGUGAAGUUUCAGCAAUGUUAGAAAAAGGAGAGAGGAUGGAGUGUCCUACAGGCUGUCCAAGUGAAAUUUAUGAUCUGAUGAAACUAUGUUGGACAUAUGAGGUUGAAAACAGACCUGCAUUUUCAGCUGUUGAAUUGCGACUACGUAAUUACUACUAUGAUGUUGUUAAUUAACAGAUCCAGAACUUCAAUUCUUGUUUCCUUUGGGGAAUCAUAGAAACCCUGCAGCAGACAAACUAUAAAGGAAAAAUUCAUAUUCUUAAAUGAAUUUUACUUAGUACAUAUUAUUGGUAAUGCUAAUCCUAUCAUUCAGUGUUACCAGAUUGAAGAACAAAAAUGUAACACAACAGUUGUUAUAAUUUCCUCUGCUUACACUCAACCUAGGCUUUUCCCAAAGAUUUUACAAACAUGGAUACACAAUAACAUUGAAUGGGGAGGGGAGAGAGAGAGAAACGUCAGGACAGAAAUACCCUUUCUGUAUGGAAAGUAUGGAAGAGGACAGUAGGAACAAAAGAGUUUGUUAGAUUAUUUUUUAUUUCCUUUUUUUGUAUGUAGACUAUGUAGAGGAAGGUUUCAGAAUUGGACAACAUGAAAGAAUGGAAUGGGAUAGAAAUAGAAUAGGAUGGAAGGAAGAAAAAGAGAGAAGGAAUAAAGUUAAAUAUAGGAUUAUCUUGAUUGGUCUCAAAUUUUCUAGGGUAAAAUAUUUCCUGAAAGCAUAAUUGCAUUUUCAAAAUCAAAUAACCAGUGAAGAUUGUAUUAGUAAGUUUAAUUGAAUGAAAAUUAAAUAUUUUAUAUUUACUUUUGCUUUGUUAUAUGAGAUAGAAAAUAUGCCAAUGAGAAAAAUAUGAAAAUUAUGUUUUGUUUUUAAUAAAUGAAUUGCUUUUGUUACCUUAUUCAUAGCUAAUCUUUCCAUCAAUAGGCCAUUGCAAAAUGCAUAUUUUCAGAGGGAAGAUUAAACCUAUUUUAUAGGGUGGAUAACUUAGAAAAGGAACAGUAGACAAAGCUUAUGACUGAAACUAUUUGUGAGAAGACUAUUCCAUGUUUAUUUGAUCUAUCUUCUUUCAACAAAUGUGUUACAAGCUUUCACUGUCAACCUCACAACCAAAACAGAGAUUCUAAAACAGAGCAUCUAGACCUGAAUUCCCUGACUAAAUUGUCUCUUUCUCUUUCCCUCCAUGCAUCACCUCCCAUUCUACCCCCUCCACCUCAAAAAUUUGCAUCUUGGGGCAUAAAAAUAUUCAAAUUGAGAAUGACCUCUAAAUAUGAAGUAAGCACUUCAUGGUAAUCACUUCUCAGUUCUAUAGUAGAAACUUUUACUCUUUGCAGGAAAAACAAAAUAAAAAACUAUAAUUUUGACUGACUGUGCAGAAAGGGAAGGAGCAAAGGUGACUUAUUUCCUCUAGGAAUGGAGGUAUGCUGAAAAAUAAAGGCCAAAAUAAAUAAGAAUCAUUCAAAUAAAAGGUAUUUCGAGUUAAGAAUUUUAGGGAGAAAAUAAGGUCCUAAAAGAUAACUUCCUGUGUUUUCCUUUCCUAAGGUUAUGAGAAUUAUUUUUUAUAGGCUUACUUAAAUGCUUUGCUAAAGAGAGACUACAAGGGCUGAAAAAAAUAAUAAUCUGAACAAUCAUUUUAGGUUGUCGAUUAACAGGCUUUCAGAAAUUGUAUUAUCCUAGUUUUUACUUAUAUGACAAUUUUUUUAAAGUUAUAUUCCUAUAUUUUGUUUUAUUUUGCUAAUAUUCAAUUACAUGUAUGCUUUUUAAUAAUUUAAUCAUAUUUUUUCCUCACACCUAUUUUUAGUUGUGUUUUUUGUUGUUGUUGUUAGAUGGUGAUUUUAUGUUUAUAUAAGGCCGCAAUUAACCAUAAUUCUUGAACUUCUUAUUUUUGAACUGUAGAAAUUAAAACUUGAUUCAUAAAAAUCUACUGGCCCUUCUAAAAAAAAAAGCUGAACAAGCUGUAUUUUGCAUUAUAUGUACAUUCAGAUAGGCCAAUGCUUUUUCAAAAGACAUUUUAU